UUGAGCUUCAAUCAUUUGGACCUUAACACUAGCUCAAAUGGAGAGCUAACGGUAGAUAAGAAGUUUCCUGCUUGUACUUUGGUGAAGUCACUGCACGGGACCACAUUGAGCUAUGGGAAACAAAGACAAAUAGUCCCGUGGUUUGGGGAUUUUUUUCGACGCAACAGCCGGGUUGCAGCAGGUGGAAGCGGCCGCCGCCGACACAGAGAUGGUCAACUUAAACUGGAAGCCAUUCAUCUACGGAGGAAUAGCCUCGAUUGUCGCAGAAUUCGGAACAUUUCCUGUGGACCUGGCUAAGACCCGGCUACAGGUCCAGGGUCAGUGCCAGUACACGGAGGUACGCUACAAGGGCAUGUUCCACGCUUUCCUCAGGAUCAGCAAGGAGGAGGGAAUGCUGGCGCUCUACUCUGGGAUUUCUCCGGCUCUUCUGAGACAAGCUUCCUAUGGUACACUCAAAAUAGGAACGUACAACUCUCUGAAGAGGUUCUUUGUCACUCACCCAGAAGAUGAGACAUUGAUCAUCAACAUCUUCUGCGGGGUCGUAUCCGGGGUGAUGUCCUCUAUGCUGGCCAACCCCACUGACGUCCUCAAGAUAAGAAUGCAAGCGCAGGGCAGCCUACUGCAGGGCAGCAUGAUGUCCAACUUCAUCAACAUCUACCAGACUGAGGGCACCAGAGGGCUGUGGAGGGGUGUCAUCCCCACUGCCCAGCGGGCAGCCAUUGUGGUCGGAGUGGAACUUCCUUUCUAUGACGUCACGAAGAAGCACCUCCUUCGCUCUGGCCUCGUGGGAGACACCAUCCUGACACAUUUCAUGUCCAGUUUUACUUGUGGCCUGGCCGGGGCCAUCGCCUCCAACCCUGUGGAUGUGAUUCGGACUCGCAUGAUGAACCAGCGGGUUGUAUCUGGAAGCCCCAUGUACAAAGGAACGCUGGAUGGAGUGAUGCAGACGUGGAGUAACGAGGGAUUCUUUGCUCUGUAUAAGGGAUUCUGGCCAAACUGGCUGCGACUGGGGCCUUGGAAUAUCAUCUUCUUCAUCACGUUCGAGCAGCUGAAGAAUCUCCCGUUUUAACGCGGACCGCAUGUGGGACUGCGCUGGCCUGCUGGACAUUCCCAGAGAUAAGUGGAGUUUGAACAGAGCAGCAGCCAGGAGUUUAUGUGCACCAGCAAGCCCCCACUCUCUGUAAAUAAGACAGAACCUCACACUGCACUCGUGUAAAUAUGUUUUUUUACUGUCACCGUUUUUGUUUUCACACCAUUUUAGUUCCACGCUGUGUCAUUGGACACUCCUCAGGCAGCUAAGUGUGUGGAGAGCUGGCAAAGAAGGGAGAUUCAAUCAAAUGGGUCGCUCAAGUCACGAAUUAAUAAAAAAAAUUAUCCUCAUCAUGCA
This is a messenger RNA of Poecilia reticulata (guppy), 1387 nucleotides long. RefSeq names its product solute carrier family 25 member 14 (gene slc25a14). Lineage: Eukaryota; Metazoa; Chordata; Actinopteri; Cyprinodontiformes; Poeciliidae. The record is from RefSeq and is a predicted model, not a curated record. Gene Ontology annotation, biological process: transmembrane transport.